AUGGCCGCGGCCGCCCAGACGGUGCUAAUCUCUGGCUGCUCCUCGGGAAUAGGCCUGGAGCUCGCAGUGAGGCUGGCCCGGGACCCCCAAAAGCGCUAUCUAGUUGUGGCCACCAUGAGGGACCUGGGGAAGAAAAAAACUCUGGAGGAAGCUGCCGGGGAUGCACUGGGAGAGACACUGACCAUUUCCCAGAUGGAUGUGUGCAGUGAUGAAUCAGUCACCCAGUGUCUAGGCUCCAUCCAAGGAGGGGAAGUGGAUGUGCUGGUGAAUAAUGCUGGAGUGGGCCUGGUGGGGCCCCUGGAGGGGCUCAGCCUCCAGACCAUGCAGGAUAUCUUCAACACCAAUGUCUUUGGGGCUGUGCGCCUGGUGAAAGCCGUCCUCCCCAGCAUGAAGAGGAGACGAAGGGGCCACAUUGUGGUGGUCAGCAGUGUCAUGGGGCUGCAGGGGGUCAUGUUUAAUGAAGUCUACUCAGCCUCCAAGUUCGCGCUGGAGGGCUUCUUCGAGAGCCUGGCUAUUCAGCUGCUCCAGUUCAACAUCCACAUCUCCCUGGUCGAGCCAGGCCCAGUGGUCACCGAGUUUGAGAAGAAGAUUCUGGAACAAGUGGCCAGCACCGAGUUCCUGGGCACUGAUCCCGAGACCCUGCAUUUCUUCCGGGACUGUUACCUGCCUGCAUCCAGACAGCUCUUCACCUCGGUGGGCCAGAGUCCAGGCCAGGUGGCCCAGGCCAUAGUGAAGGUCAUCGGUGCUGCCAGGCCUCCCCUGCGCUGCCAGACCAACAUGCGCUAUAGGCUGAUGUCGGCACUCAAGGCCCUGGAUGCCUCCGGAAGCCUAUACGUGCACACGGCCCACUGCCUGCUCUUCCGCUGGCCACGCCUGCUCAGCCUGGGCCUGAGGUGCUUAGCCUGCAGCUGCCUGGGCUCCCGGGUGCAGCCUGGGUGAACA
Molecule: messenger RNA, 942 nt
Organism: Erinaceus europaeus (western European hedgehog)
Lineage: Eukaryota; Metazoa; Chordata; Mammalia; Eulipotyphla; Erinaceidae
Gene: RDH8
Product: retinol dehydrogenase 8
Exons: 6
Coding region: 1-939 (312 amino acids)
Biological process (GO): estrogen biosynthetic process
Cellular component (GO): cytoplasm
Molecular function (GO): estradiol 17-beta-dehydrogenase [NAD(P)+] activity
Source: RefSeq, a predicted model, not a curated record